GUAUCCCGGCAUGGCAACCGAGGGCCAUCAUUUACUUACCCCAAAAGUCCUUAUCGACACAAUGAUACCAAAAUAUGGCCUUUUGGGGUGGGAGAGCUGACGCAGAAAGGUCGCAUGCAAAUGUUUAACCUAGGAAAGAAGAUCCGCUCUCUGUACAAUGGAUUUCUGGGACAAAUCUACAGGCCGGGAGAGUUCAAAGGUCUCAGCACUCCCAUGGGACGUACUCUGCAGAGCGCCGAACUGUUCCUGGCAGGCCUGUUUCCUCCCACAGGCUUUCCAAAUGUGGAACAAAGACCUGCAGUGGCAGCCUAUACCUGUCUUUCCUAACCUCCUGGAUCGUAAUGAUAUGGUGCCACCAUCAGGACCGAACUUCUGUCCCAAGUAUCGAGAAGUUCAGAAGAAACCUAUGAAAGAGUAUUUAGAAGAGUAUAAAUCUGAACUGGACAAGCUUGUUGAGUAUGCUUUGCCCUACACGGGAUAUAAUACAGAUGAUCUAAAGUCACAAAAAAUGGGAGGUUUCCUAAGAGUUUCCAUAUUGUUCGUACUCUGGGAGUCUUUCAUAUACCCGCAAGGAGAUGGGCUGCCCCUGCCCGACUGGUCCAAGAAGAUAUUUCCAGAGCCUCUCACAUUCUUGAUCAAAAAGGCAUUUCUGGCAACAUCGAUCGGUACUGACCUCCAGAUUAGAUACUUGGAAGGAGAAAUGUUCAAAGAAAUGGUAGAGCACAUGCGAGCCAAGGAGAAAAAUACAAAGGAAUCAUCCGAGCGGAUGUUUUACUACUCUGGCCACGACCAUACCAUCGUAGGCCUUCAGGCCAUCCUGGGUUUUGACACAGAGGCCUUGGGCCUCGUGGAACCUGCUUCCGCCUUGAUCUUUGAACUCCAUCAGAAUCCGGAUGCUGACGGACAAUUUUAUGUCCAGGUGCUGCAUAUAGACGGAAGCUCCCCGGAUUCGGAGCCCAAAAACGUCAACAUCCCAAGGUGCGAGUAUCCCUGUGACUUCCACCUGUUCUUGAACAUCACUGAAAAAUAUUACAACAUCACAGAUUAUCAAAAGGAAUGUCAACUUGAUUUAACAGCUUAAUAUUUACAAAGUUAUUGUACCAUAUUUGAAUUUAAAGACUGAUUUUUUUAAAAGAACAAGCAAAAUGAAAAAUCUUAACAAUUAAAAUGUUUUUUAGAUUUGCUUUUAGGUUCAGCAAUAAAUAU
Homalodisca vitripennis (glassy-winged sharpshooter) is the source of this 1206-nucleotide messenger RNA. Its product is annotated as venom acid phosphatase Acph-1-like. Lineage: Eukaryota; Metazoa; Arthropoda; Insecta; Hemiptera; Cicadellidae. Bases 158 to 1081 code for a protein of 307 amino acids. The record is from RefSeq and is a predicted model, not a curated record. The transcript has 6 exons. Gene Ontology annotation, molecular function: phosphatase activity. Gene Ontology annotation, biological process: dephosphorylation.